Molecule: messenger RNA, 2171 nt
Organism: Camellia sinensis
Lineage: Eukaryota; Viridiplantae; Streptophyta; Magnoliopsida; Ericales; Theaceae
Source: RefSeq, a predicted model, not a curated record
UCCAAAACAAUCAAUCCAUGGGACUGUAAAAAGCUUGAUCUGAAAUCACAUGGACUGUGAAGACCCGCCACACAAAAAAAUUAAUAGAGAGGAGAGAGAAGCUGGCGUACAGUCCGAAGAGAGCGAUGGCGGAGCUCCGAUACGCGAGCUCCAUGGGCAACCGAGCUGUGUCCUCUCCAAGGAAGCGAGACGAAAUCUCUUCCCCAUUGGUCCCUGAAACCCUCCCCCAAGACCAAGACGACGACGACGGUCGCGAUCGCCACUCCCGAGAUCGAGUCCACUCCUUCUUCCCCAAUUUCCAAUCUCUGUGCCCUUACUUUGGCGAUGACAGUAGGUUUCACCUUCACAAUUCCAAGAUCUCAAUAUUCUUGCUCCUCCUCGUCCUUCUCGCUGCAUUCAUUUCCAUUUUCUCAAUCCUCAAUCGUCUGAAUGCCCCAUACUUGUGCAGAAAAGAUGGCAUUGUUCUUCGCUGUCCUCAAGUUAAGGAGCCUCCCUCACACUGGGAGAAUCCUUAUUCGGCCACCACUUCAUGGAAGCCUUGUGCUGAGCGACGAAAUGGUCCAUUUUCAGAUCUUCCACCUGAGAAUGAAACAAAUGGAUAUAUAUUUAUACAUGCCGAGGGUGGUCUUAACCAGCAAAGAAUUGCUAUAUGCAAUGCUGUUGGCGUGGCCAAAAUAAUGAAUGCCACCCUUAUUUUGCCAGUGUUGAAGCAAGACCAGAUCUGGAAAGACCAAACGAAAUUUGAAGACAUAUUUGAUGUAGAUCAUUUCAUUGACUACUUGAAGGAUGAUGUGCGAAUUGUUCGUGAUAUUCCUGAGUGGUUUACUGAUAAAUCAGAGCUGUUCACAAGUAUAAGACGGACUGUAAAAAACAUUCCGAAGUAUGCUCCAGCACAAUUCUACAUCGACAAUGUUUUGCCUCGGGUCAAAGAGAAGAAGAUAAUGUCCCUAAAACCUUUUGUUGAUCGACUUGGGUAUGACAAUGUUCCUCCAGAAAUCAACAGGCUAAGGUGCAAGGUGAACUAUCAUGCCCUGAAAUUUCUUCCUGAGAUCGAACAAAUGGCUGAUCUAUUAGCGUCAAGAAUGAGAAACCGCACAGGAAGUUCAAAUUCAAAUCCUUACAUGGCUCUUCAUCUUAGAUUUGAAAAAGGGAUGGUAGGCCUAUCAUUCUGUGAUUUUGUGGGGACGAGGGAUGAAAAAGCUCUAAUGGCAUUAUAUAGACAGAAAGAAUGGCCUCGACGGUAUAAGAAUGGUUCCCAUCUGUGGCCACUGGCUCUUCAGAAGCGGAAGGAAGGACGAUGCCCUCUUGAGCCUGGAGAAGUGGCAGUAAUUCUUAGGGCGAUGGGCUAUCUGAAAGAAACACAAAUCUAUGUUGCUUCUGGGCAGGUUUAUGGCGGACAGAACCGCAUGGCACCACUCAGGAACAUGUUCCCGAAUCUUGUGACAAAGGAGGAAUUGGCAAGCAAGGAGGAGCUGGAUAGUUUCAGGAAACACGUUACAAGCUUGGCAGCCCUCGACUUUUUGGUUUGCUUGAAAUCUGAUGUGUUUGUGAUGACCCAUGGUGGCAACUUUGCGAAGCUGAUCAUUGGGGCCCGUAGGUACAUGGGUCACCGGCUUAAGUCCAUAAAACCGGACAAGGGACUCAUGUCCAAAUCUUUGGGGGAUCCCUACCUGGGCUGGGCAACCUUUGUGGAAGAUGUGGUUGUCACCCACAAGACGCGGACUGGAUUGCCCGAAGAAACCUUCCCUAACUAUGACCUCUGGGAGAACCCAUUAACUCCUUGCAUGUGCAGAGCCUGACCUUGACGGUUAAUUCUUAAGAUUCUCUCUGUUGAGCAUCGGCUUCAGGAGCUUGAGCGCAAGCUCUAUGACAAUAUUUAUAAGUUGCUUGCACAAAUUAGUUAAUAUGAAUACAAUUUUGGGCCAUGAGUGAAGAUAUUGAAAAUUAUGUGGUCACUAGUACAGGUUGGUAGGAGAGGGAUUGGAUGCCACCAUUAUACUCUGGUGGUAUACACUUCCUUUGGAGGGACACUUACAGAUUUGUAUCCAUAAAAUUAGCUCCUUUUUGUAAUUUUUAUUUUAUUUUUUUACGUAUUAUUGAUUAAUGUAAAUUAAGAGUGAAUUAUGUAUUAUUCAACUAAUGAAAUUCGGUUCAAACAUGGUUGUGUUGCC